UUUGACAUAACCAAAUCCAAGGAAUGUGCGAUAAUAGUGUUCGAAUGGGAACGAUAAUUCACAUAAGAGGAAAAAUUGGACUGGAUUAAUUUUUGUUUUUAAUUAUAUGUUCUACAAAUAGGAAGAUUGAGAGCCGAAAAAAUCUAGAAAAUGUUAUCUAGGUGUAUUUCACGUGGUCCGAUACAAUCGGGUCGAUUGUUUAAAUCGGUGAAUUUGUUCACCAGAGACCAUCAUGUUAUUGCUUGUGCUUCGACCUCUUCCACUGGCACAGAGAAACCCGCAAACAAAUCACAUAAAACAUUUUUAAAUAAAGUUGUUUUGAAUCGAAUAUCGGUGCCAUAUUUUGGAUCAAAACGAAACUUCAGCCUAACGCCCACCAUAUCGGCCAGUGCUGUGGCAACUGCAGAGACUAAUACAUCAUUACAAAUACCAGAUGUUCCAUCAACGCCUACUGCACCUCUUGAGGAAACUGUUGUACAAGCAUUAGCUGCAAAUGGUGAACCAACUUUCGCUUCACUUGGCUUAGGCGGUUACUCACCAAUUGGCCUUUUACAAAAUGCGUUGGAAUACUUACAUGUCUCCAUGGAUUUACCCUGGUAUGUCACAAUUGCAUUGAGUACAAUCAUAAUACGUACAAUUCUGACACCAGUAGUGGUUAUAACACAACGAAAUGCAGCGACGAUGCGUAAUGUGAUGCCGGAAAUGCAAGAAAUUCAAAAUAAAAUAACAGAAGCCCGUCAAAUGGGCAAUUCGGUUGAAUACGCCCAAUGUAACCAAGAGUUGAUGCAAUUGAUGAAAUCAAAGGGUUUCAAUCCAAUGAAAAAUAUGCUAGUACCAAUUGCUCAGGCGCCAAUAUUUAUCUCAUACUUUAUUGGUAUCAGACGAAUGGUAAAUGCACCCGUUGAAUCGAUGCAAACCGGAGGUGCUUUGUGGUUCACAGAUUUAACAAUGGCCGAUCCAUACUUUUUACUACCGUUAAUUACAUGCGGCACACUCGCGUUGACCAUUCACUUAGGCACAGAUGGUGCAAAUGUAUCUGGCCAGUCAAGUCCAAUCAUAAAUUAUAUUAUAAAGGGAAUACCAGUCAUUAUCUUCCCAUUCAUAAUGAAUUUCCCAUCCGCCAUGGUUGUUUAUUGGGCAUCGAGCAAUUUUUGCUCAUUAAUACAGGGCGCUAUCUUUAGAAUUCCAAGAGUGAGAACAUUUUUCAAUAUUCCACAACUUAUUAAAUACAAUUUGCCACCAAAAAAGAAACAAAGUGUGGUCCAAAAUGUUAAAGGAGCUUGGUCGAAUUUGAAAUUGUCCAGAGAAAUCGAAGAUCGUCGACGAUUAGAUCAAAUUAAUUUCGAAAAAGCUGGCACCGGACCAUUAGUACGCACCUAUAAAUUUGAUCCGACAAAAAUGAAAAAUUAAUUCAUUUCAAAUUGGACUUAUUAUAGUGUUAAAUAUUUUAAAAGCUAAACAAAAAAAAAUGAUUAAACGAAUAAAAUGUA
Molecule: messenger RNA, 1490 nt
Organism: Contarinia nasturtii (swede midge)
Lineage: Eukaryota; Metazoa; Arthropoda; Insecta; Diptera; Cecidomyiidae
Gene: OXA1L
Product: mitochondrial inner membrane protein OXA1L
Exons: 7
Coding region: 151-1410 (419 amino acids)
Biological process (GO): mitochondrial respiratory chain complex IV assembly; protein insertion into mitochondrial inner membrane from matrix
Cellular component (GO): mitochondrial inner membrane
Molecular function (GO): membrane insertase activity
Source: RefSeq, a predicted model, not a curated record